Messenger RNA from Medicago truncatula (barrel medic), 2040 nucleotides. RefSeq lists its product as uncharacterized. The transcript is spliced from 4 exons. The record is from RefSeq and is a predicted model, not a curated record. NCBI's taxonomy places the organism in Eukaryota, Viridiplantae, Streptophyta, Magnoliopsida, Fabales, Fabaceae. The coding region runs from base 1 to 2040 and encodes 679 amino acids.
AUGGAGGUUAGAAGAGUGGUUAUGGAGUAUUUUACUAAUCAUGUGGCGGCAUCCGGGUGGGAGCGUCCGACGCUAGAUGGGGUGCCUUUUGCAAUGUUGAACGAGGAGGAUAAUCUUGGUUUAGUGGCACCAUUUUCCUCGAAGGAAAUUGAAGAGAUUGUCAAGGAUAGUGACGGCGAUAAAAGUCCGGGUCCGGAUGGUUUCAAUUUCGCUUUUGUGAAAAGAUUUUGGCACUUAAUUAAAGGGGAGGACUACCGUCCGAUCUCCUUACUAGGUUGUCUCUAUAAGCUCGUGGCAAAGGUGUUAGCGAGGAGGUUGGCUAAAGUUAUGAAUCCGAUCAUUUCUUUGAAUCAAUCGGCUUUUCUAAAAGGAAGGAAUUUAGUGGAUGGGGUGAUGGCAAUAAAUGAAAUUGUGGAUUUUGCUAAGAAGUUUAAGAAGGAAUGCUUGAUUCUCAAAGUUGACUUUGAGAACUUUGAGAAGGCUUAUGACUCCGUCGAUUGGGGUUUUUUGGUUUAUAUGAUGAAGAGAGUGGGGAUGUGCUCUAAGUGGAUUGCGAGGAUGAAGGCGUGUGUUUGUGGGGGAACUAUGUCUAUUCUUGUGAAUGGGAGCCCAACGGAAGAAAUUAAUAUUCAUACAGGUUUAAAGCAAGGUGAUCCUCUAGCACCUUUUCUCUUUCUCUUGGUUGCAGAAGGUUUUAGUGGGUUGCUGCGGAAUGCGGUUCGCUUGGACUUGUUUCAAGGGUUCAAGAUGAAGGAGGAAGGGAAAGAAUACUCUCACCUCCAAUAUGCCGAUGAUACUAUUUGUAUGGGGAAAGCAACGGUGAACAAUCUUUGGACUUUGAAGGCGUUACUUAGAGGCUUUGAGUUGGCUUCUGGGUUAAAGGUGGAGCUUGGUGUGCCAACCAAAGGAGAAGGGGGGUCUCGGGGUGAAGGAUGUGAGAUAUGGAGGUGGAAGUUGUUGAAUGGUGAGGAGGCUCUUUGGAAGGAGGUGCUAGUGGAGAGAUAUGGUAGAGAGGUUUGUGCUAAAUUGGAAGGUGGGGAGGGUUCUCACCCUAACAACGCUUCCAAGUGGUGGAAGGAUUUGGUGAACUUGGACAAAAGAGGGGAGGAGUCUUGGUUCAAUGAAGAAGUAGAGAGGUGUGUGGGGAAUGGGGCGAACACUUUGUUUUGGAAGGAGGCUUGGAGAGGGGAGGUUACUUUUAAGGAGAAAUAUUAUAGACUUUUUUCAAUCUCGACUCAACAAGAGGCGACGGUGGAAGCAAUGUGGAAUGGCGGAAUUUGGAGUUUUUUGUGGAGGAGGCGUCUUUUUGUGUGGGAAGAAACUCUUCUCCAUAGUUUAUUGGGAGAGUUGGAUGGUUUUGUGAGAACAAAUGUUGAGGAUAGGUGGAGGUGGAGGCUAGAUGAGGUGAAGGAUUUUAAGGUUAAAUCAUUGUAUGUGAAGUUGGAAAAAGGGGAGGUGGGAGAGAGAGUUCACUCCGAUGAUGAGAAUAUUGUGUUUCAGAAUAUUUGGAAGGUUGGGGUUCCUUCUAAGGUGACCGCCUUUAUGUGGAAGGCACUUUUAGAUAAAAUUCCAACGAGGGGGAAUUUGGAGAUUAGACGUUGCUUGCCUCCAGAUUUUGGUACGAGGUGUGUUUGGUGUACUUCGGUGUUGGAAACUACCUCCCAUAUUUUUCUUCAUUGCGAUUUGGCUAGGAGUGUUUGGUUGAAGCUUAUGGGGUGGUUGGACUUGAACUUUAUCAUGCCCCCAAAUUUGUUUAUUCAUUGGGAAUGUUGGAGUGCCGGAGUCAUGAACAAGAAAAUUAGGAAAGGUUUGCGUAUGAUUUGGCAAGCGGCAAUUUGGUCAAUUUGGAAAGCUUGGAAUGAUUGUGUUUUCAAUGGUGGUGUGACAAGGUGGGAUGAGGUUGUCGAAGAUAUAAAGUUCGGCUGUGGGAGUGCAGGCUGCUCUUGCAGUGUUUGCGUUUCUGGUUGUAUCAGGGAGGUUUUUGUUGCUGCUGGCCAGCAGGCGCUGAUGUGUUUUUGGGGGUCUGCAGUAUUAGGUUGA